GCCGAAGCUGCUAGAUGAAGACCUUCCUCUUUUUAUUUGCAAAAGUGCUCAUCCACCCUGAAUAAUUAUUUGAAAAUGAAUUUGUUCUUUGUCCUUCUUCUCUUGUUAGAUAUCCCUGGAUUGAGUGCCCUGCAGACUGUUGAGGAGUUUGGCAACAUUUUUCUGAGACUUGACUUCCCAUCGGUUUAUAACCAACACAUCAAGUCCUGCUGUAAGGUUUAUACCAGCGGGUGUCAGACUCUUCUGGACAGUACAGGAUACACCAACGAUUUCUUAAGAGGAAGAGUGACUACGAUUGAGACAAACAGUUGGAUUGUCUUCACAAUAUCAAGGGUUCAGAUUCCUGAUGGAGGCUACUAUAGGUGUGCUGUGCUGGGUGCUCCCAGCUACAUGUACACAGAUUAUUUUUUUCGCGUGUCUGAUGCUUCAGCUGACCACAGCCAAUCCUACGUCUCGCUGUCAAAAACUGUUCAGUACCCCAAUGCGCCAACAAGUCCAGAGUUGACUAGUUCACAAGUAGCACGAGAGGACAGCGAUUCUCCCAGAGCUGUCUGGACUUUUGGUCCACUAGUAGCUCUUGUUGUAUCCGUGAGCAUCAUCCUUGUUGUUGCCUCGGUGAUUGGAGCCAUUUGCUUCAGAGUCAAGAUUAAAUCCAAAGAUUUAGACAAGUAUGGAAAAUGUCUGCAUGAGUCACCCAAACAAGAGGCCACAGAGACGACUGGUGUGAUCUACAGUACCGUGGAUUUUUGUCAUCAGGACGACCCUGCUAAGCUGUACGCCAAUGUGAAUAUACCAAAGACAAGAGGCUCUCACUCCCACGGGAGGACAAAGCAUGAUGGUGGUGUGGAGUACUCCAUACUAGCACUCCACCAGUGAAAGAGCAGGGGUGCAGUUUGUAAUAAAUUUGGUGGAAAUGUGGUCACUACACGUUUUUUGCUGCAAUACCCGUGUUAAAAAACCCUGAGUAGAUCUACUGAUUCUGGUGGGAAAAGGCUAUUUGCAAAUUCAAGAGGCAAGUGUUAGAUAAUGGAUCGAUGGCAUAGUCAAUUCAUUUGGAGCUCUUAAUACAUGAUGAUAUGAUAGUACAGGCCAUAAGUUUGGACACACCUUCUCAUUCAAUGCGUUGUCUUUAUUUUCAUGACUAUUUGGGGACACAUUUAAAGCUUUUGCAACUUUCCAGACUGACUGACCUUCAUUUCUAAAAGUAAUGAUGGCCACUCAUUUUUCUUUAGUUAGCUGAUCGGUUCUUGCCAUAAUAUGAAUUUUAACAGUUGUCCAAUAGGGCUGUCGGCUGUGUAGUAACCUUGACUUCUGCACAACACAACUGAUGGUCCCUAUCCCAUUGAUAAAGCAAGAAAUUCCACUAAUUAACCCUGAUAAGGCACACCGGUGAAGUGAAAACCAUUUCAGGUGACUACCUCUUGAAGCUCGUCGAGAGAAUGCCAAGAGUGUGCAAAGCAGUAAUCAGAGCAAAGGGUGGCUAUUUGGAAGAAACUACAAUAUAAAACAUGUUUUCACUUAUCUCUUAUUUUAAGUACAUAACUGCACAUGUGUUCAUUCAUAGUUUUAAUGCCUUCAGUGAGAAUGUACAAAGUAAAUAGUCAUGAAAACAAAGACAACGCAUUGAAUGAGGUGUGUCCAAACGUUUGGCCUGUACUGUACAUCAUCAUUUAUCUUUCUAUUCAUCAAAUACAGUAAAAUGGGCAUAUUUCAGAAUGAGUUGUUAAUGGUGAUUAAUCAUGAUUAAUGCCUUAAAAAUCUGCAAUUAAUCUGAUUGAAAAUUUGAAUCAUUUGACAGCCCUAAUCUUAUCAUGUUGUAUAUUAUGUUCAAUGUUACAGAGAUCAUUGAGAAUGGUGAAAAAGUUUGUGUCUUGUUAAAAUUGCCAGAUAUGAAUGAUUUUCCAAAUGGAAAUGUGUGUCAUUUCCAGCCUAAAGACACCAUUAAUAUAUACAUAUACAUUGUAUAUAUCACAAACACACACU
Molecule: messenger RNA, 1983 nt
Organism: Doryrhamphus excisus (bluestripe pipefish)
Lineage: Eukaryota; Metazoa; Chordata; Actinopteri; Syngnathiformes; Syngnathidae
Source: RefSeq, a predicted model, not a curated record